GAGAGGAGCCGCGGCCCCUGCAGGCCGGGGGCCGGCGUCGCGAUGGGAUCCCCCGCGGCCCCCGAGGGCGCGCUGGGCUACGUCCGCGAGUUCACGCGCCACUCGUCCGACGUGCUCGGCAACCUGAACGAGCUGCGCCUGCGCGGGAUCCUCACUGACGUCACGCUGCUGGUUGGCGGGCAACCCCUCCGAGCGCACAAGGCGGUCCUGAUCGCCUGCAGUGGCUUCUUCUAUUCCAUUUUCCGGGGCCGAGCGGGCGUCGGGGUGGACGUGCUGUCCCUGCCUGGAGGCCCCGAAGCCGGAGGCUUCGCCCCUCUCCUGGACUUCAUGUACACUUCGCGCCUCCGUCUCUCUCCCGCCACUGCACCUGCUGUUCUUGCCGCGGCCACCUACUUGCAGAUGGAACAUGUGGUCCAGGCGUGCCACCGCUUCAUCCAGAGCAGCUGUGACCCUCUGGGCAUCUCGCUGCGGCCCCUGGUGGCGGAACCCCCCACCCCCUCGACGGCACCUCCACCGGGCAGCCCCAGGUGCUCCGAAGGACACCCAGACCCACCAACGGAGUCUCGUAGCUGCAGCCAAGGUCCCCCGAGUCCCGCCAGCCCCGACCCCAAGGCCUGCAACUGGAAGAAGUACAAGUUCAUCGUGCUGAACUCUCAGGCUUCCCAAGCAGGGAGCCUGGUGGGCGAGAGGAGUUCCGGGCAGCCUUGCCCCCAGGCCAGGCUGCCCAGUGGAGACGAGGCCUCCAGCAGCAGCAGCGAGGAAGGACCCAUUCCCGGUCCCCAGAGCAGGCUGUCUCUGUCUGCGGCCACUGCACAGUUCAAAUGUGGGGCACCAGCCAGUACCCCGCAUCUGCUCACUCCUCGGGCUCAGGAGACCACCCGAUCACCCUCUGAGCAGGCUCGUCCACUGCCGGGAAGUGAAUUUUUCAGCUGCCAGAACUGCGAGGCUGUGGCUGGGUGUUCAUCGGGGCUGGACCCCUUGGCUCCCGGGGAGGAGGACAAGCCCUACAAGUGUCAGCUCUGCCGCUCCGCCUUCCGCUACAAGGGCAACCUGGCCAGCCACCGCACGGUGCACACAGGGGAGAAACCUUACCACUGCUCCAUCUGCGGGGCCCGCUUUAACCGGCCGGCGAACCUGAAAACACACAGCCGCAUCCACUCGGGAGAAAAGCCCUACAAGUGUGAAACGUGCGGCUCGCGCUUCGUGCAGGUGGCGCAUCUGCGCGCGCACGUCCUCAUCCACACCGGCGAGAAGCCCUAUCCCUGCCCCACCUGUGGGACUCGCUUCCGCCACCUGCAGACGCUGAAGAGCCACGUGCGCAUCCACACAGGAGAGAAGCCAUACCAUUGCGACCCCUGCGGCCUGCAUUUCCGGCACAAGAGUCAACUUCGGCUGCAUCUGCGCCAGAAGCAUGGAGCCGCUACCAACACCAAAGUGCACUACCACGUUCUGGGGGGCCCCUAGCCGAGCGCGGGCCUGGACCCCACUUGCUUCCUAAGAGCCAGGAAGGCUGCAGGCGCAGGCGAGGGGGUGGGCAAGGCCACUUCUGGUAUCUGAAACUGCUGCCACCUUCCUUCCUUGCUGGGGAGAGCAGGGGUGGCAGGUCCUGGCUAGAUCUGCCUCUGUUUUGCUGGUCAAAACCUCUUCCCCACAAUGCGGAUUGUCUAGGCAGGGGCUGGCGGAAGAGAAAGACUGGCGGUCUGGUUUCCUUAGAGGGAACAGCCCUCCAGCUGCAGCCUCUGUCUCGCUGGGUUUCUCUGUACAUAUAAUUUAUUGAGGCCUUUGGGUGGCGCCAGGGCCGUCUCUAUGGCGUCUCCCACUUCCCUGUUCCACAAGUGUGAUCAAACGUGACCCAAGACACAGAAGAUGAGGUCACGGCUCUGCUGGCAGAGAUUAGCACUUGGCUCUGUCUCCUGGCUGAAGUGCUUUAUAUUGUUCUUGUCAUAACUUUUAUCUUUAGAAUUGUCCUUUCUCCUGUCUGUUUGCUUUAAACAGAGAAAGGGGUUCUCUGUGUCCUGGCCCUCCUGUUCGAGGUCUGGAACCUUUGUUUGAGGGCAGCUCUGGGAACAUGUGGGAUUGUGGGAUUGGGUCAGGCUCCCUCCCUGGUGUUCUAGGUGCUGUAGGUUCUCUAGCUGGCUAGACAUGGAUGUAGUUUUGUUUUGUUGUUGUUGUUGUUUUUUGUUUUUUUUUUUACCCUCCCUGUUCUUCACAGGUGAUAGGAACCUCUAUGGAGCUAUGAAAUGCCUCCUGAAGACUGGGGGUGCAGGCUGGAUUCUGUGUCACCCCCAGUGGAGGCUGGAAGGGUGGCCCAGAACCCAUGCUGUCCAUUGAACCGGUCACCUGGGUCUGUUUCCACAGUAGCCAUCUCUCACGGUAGAGCUCACCCAAGGGCUAGGGCUGAGCCCACAAUCACCAGGACCCGUUCUUAGUGCUGAGUUGAGCCCUCCCUGGGGGAGGGAGCUGGAAUUCCCUGUCAGACACGAUAUAAGCUUUUCAGAUUCUGCCCAGUCUCUUGAGUGCCCACGACUUAGGGGAGAAUCACACAACUCGUCACCGUCACUGGGUGGUAACGCAUCAUGAGCCGCCCUUUGCUGCAGAGGCAUCCGCAUUUGCAUGUUCCUUGGGGUUCUCUCUACCUGAAAUGGGCCCUUGCUUCCUUUAAUGGGUUUUUGGACAUCUUCCGGCAAGUGUCCGAAUUCCAGAAACUCCUUUGCCUCUAGAAGUCACAGGUGCUUGGUCACUUUCUUACCAUGGAAAAGCUGGGUCUGUGACCCAGUCUUCCCAUCCCUGCAUUCCUGUCUAGUGCCUUCCGCAGGAAGACAAGGGGCUGAGUUCCAUUCUGGGUUUGUUGUGGUUUGGGAUUACUGGAGAGGGAUGAGAUGUAAGAGAUUGGAAAGGCUGGGUCAAAGGCCCGAAAGUUGACAGUUUCCAGGUUAGGAGUAAGAAGUUGGCUGAGGGUUGUGGUUUUUGGUGGAGGCCAAGUAGGUAGAAAGUUAGGAAUGGGGUUGUCUCUUGGCUGGCUGGAGCGUCUGGAUGUUAGGUAAUGCUCUGAGUCCUUGGGGCCUAUUUGAUGAUAAGACUGGGGGGGAGGAGUGGAAGGUAAGAAGCACUUUUGACUUUGUGCGCCAGAACUUCAAGAUAAGUCACUUGGGGAUUGGUGAGAAGGCUACUCUUCUUCUUCCCCUCUUACUCCCCACCACCCCAUCCCAGAAUUGAGGGAGGAAGAAGAAGGGUGGUGUGAGAAGGAAGCCUGAUUUCUCUUUAGCAGACUGGAUGGGGAGGUGGAGAGCUCCUGGGGGCAAAGAUGUUAGAUUUUGCAAAAUCAGAUCCUUGGA
Molecule: messenger RNA, 3335 nt
Organism: Lepus europaeus (European hare)
Lineage: Eukaryota; Metazoa; Chordata; Mammalia; Lagomorpha; Leporidae
Gene: BCL6B
Product: BCL6B transcription repressor
Exons: 9
Coding region: 43-1464 (473 amino acids)
Biological process (GO): regulation of transcription by RNA polymerase II
Molecular function (GO): protein binding; DNA-binding transcription factor activity, RNA polymerase II-specific; RNA polymerase II cis-regulatory region sequence-specific DNA binding
Source: RefSeq, a predicted model, not a curated record